AUGCCAGACCCAGAGACGGAUGACUGUCACCAGGUCCUCCUCGUCCUCGACGUGCAGGUCAACAUGCUCCGCGACCCGCCGGCAGGGAUCCCCGCCGCUGCCGUCGUGGGCCCGAACAUCGCGUCCAUCCUGGCGCGCGCGCGCGAUGCGGCCCCGCCGCCGCGGAUCGUGCACAUCCGCAACUGCGGCGACGCGGGCGAGCCGGACGAGACGGGGAGCGAGGGCUGGGAGCUCGUGCACCUGCCGCGAUCGGGCGAGUUCGUGAUCGACAAGCGCAAGAACAACGCGUUCGCGGGCACGACGCUCGCGGACGUCAUCCCGCCCACGGCGGAGAUCAUCAUGGUCGGGAUGCAGAGCGACUUUUGCAUCCGCGCGACGUGCUCCGCCGCGCUCGCGCGAGGGAACGAGGUGCUGCUCGUCCGCGGCGCGCACGCCACGUACGACCGGAUCGAGUACCACCAGCACGGGCUCAUCACCACUGCCGCGGAGGUCCAGAAGGAGAUCGAAGGCGAGCUCGAGGAGGCGGGGGUGAUCAUGCUGGAUAUGAAGGACUUGUCGGGUAUGUUCUCGGACCGCUAG
Epithele typhae is the source of this 579-nucleotide messenger RNA. RefSeq names its product Isochorismatase hydrolase. The coding region runs from base 1 to 579 and encodes 192 amino acids. NCBI's taxonomy places the organism in Eukaryota, Fungi, Basidiomycota, Agaricomycetes, Polyporales, Epitheliaceae. The transcript has a single exon. The record is from RefSeq and is a predicted model, not a curated record.